Molecule: messenger RNA, 2778 nt
Organism: Dunckerocampus dactyliophorus (ringed pipefish)
Lineage: Eukaryota; Metazoa; Chordata; Actinopteri; Syngnathiformes; Syngnathidae
Gene: opn3
Product: opsin 3
Exons: 4
Coding region: 39-1199 (386 amino acids)
Biological process (GO): visual perception; G protein-coupled receptor signaling pathway
Cellular component (GO): photoreceptor outer segment; membrane
Molecular function (GO): G protein-coupled receptor activity
Source: RefSeq, a predicted model, not a curated record
ACCAUCACAAUGCCAGAAACCACGCUUUUAUCCCCGCAAUGAAUUCUGACAACGAAACUAGAGCCGAGAGAAGCACCGAACGUGACAUAUUUGCGUUUGGUACCUACAAACUUCUCGCCUUCACCAUCGGAACCAUUGGAGUGUUUGGCUUUUGCAACAACGUUGUUGUCAUCAUACUUUACUGCAAAUUCAAGAGGCUCAGGACGCCGACGAAUCUGUUGCUGGUCAAUAUAAGUUUGAGCGAUUUGCUGGUUUCGGUCAUCGGAAUAAACUUCACGUUUGUUUCGUGCGUCAAAGGUGAGUGGAUUUGGAGCCAGGCAACAUGCGUUUGGGACGGCUUCAGCAACAGCUUAUUCGGCAUCGUUUCCAUCAUGACUCUGGCAGCGCUGGCCUAUGAGCGCUACAUCCGGGUGGUCCACGCCCAGGUGGUGGACUUCCCCUGGGCAUGGCGGGCCAUCGCCCACAUCUGGGUGUACUCCCUGGUUUGGACCGGUGCGCCUCUCCUGGGCUGGAACCGCUACACACUGGAGAUCCACCAACUGGGAUGCUCCUUGGACUGGGCUUCAAAGGACCCAAAUGAUGCUUCAUUUAUCCUCCUCUUUCUCCUGGCUUGCUUCUUCGUACCUGUGGGGAUCAUGAUCUACUGUUAUGGGAACAUCCUCUACACUGUGCAAAUGCUGCGCUCCCUUCAGGACCUCCAAACAGUCCAGAUCAUCAAGAUCUUGCGAUACGAGAAAAAGGUAGCUGCGAUGUUUCUUCUCAUGAUCUCCUGCUUCCUUGUGUGCUGGACCCCCUACGCUGUCGUGUCCAUGAUGGAAGCCUUCGGCAGGGGGAGCGUGGUUUCGCCCACCGUGGCCAUUAUCCCCUCAUUCUUUGCUAAGUCCAGCACAGCCUACAACCCCCUCAUCUAUGUAUUCAUGAACAGAAAGUUCCGACGUUGUUUGCUGCAGCUGCUGUGUUCAAGGUUGUCUUGGCUGCAGCGCAGCUUCAAAGAGCGGCCCCUGGAGCCGGUCGAGCGCCCCAUCCGACCCAUCGUUGUUUCAAGUUCAUGCAACAGCAGAAAACGACCCAAGAAGAAGGUGACCUUCAACUCCUCCUCCAUCGUCUUCAUCAUCACCAGUGAUGACUUGCACCGCUUAGAUGUGACUUCCAAUGCCGUCGAGUCUUCUGUUAACGUCAUUCAAGUGAAGCCACUGUGAUCCCCAGAGACUGAACUUCUCAUCCUCCUGUACAGCUCAGACCUGGCAUACAAAGUCAAGCCAAAAUCCACAUCAUCUCCUGCAGGAGAUUUUUUUUUUCAAUCUGCACAAGACUGUGAGUGUAAAUACCACUGCUGGGGCUGAAGUUCAGCUCCUCUCUAAUGCACUUAUUACUGACAGAGUUUCAUCUAAACGCAGGUCGAGAGUAUGUAUGAUAUUCUCAUUGUAUAUCACUUGUGGUGAUAAGACAUGACAUAUUUGAUGCAGUUGCAAUUUAUAUCAACUUUCCCAUGCCAUAUAUGUGUUAAGGACUUUAUCAAGUAAUGUGUUUAGCUAUGGAUUUCCAUGUGAUAAGAAAUGAUUUGGUUGUGUGCAUCACAUUAAAUACUACAAUAAGAAAAUGAGCAUUUUAGCUCACUUGCCAUACAUGCAGACACUGACAUUAUUGAUUCAAUAAAGAGAUCCUAUUUUAGACUCCCUGGAUCGUGUGCCUUGUUUGUAUUUUCAAUCGAAAUCUCUCCAGCGUGACAAGGGCAGCCACUGUUGGAAGUGUUUGACUUGUAUGUCUGAAGGGUAGUGAAUUGAACUUGAUGAGAGGAGGUGAGUCUUGGCGCUCAGUGUGCUCCUGCACGUUUCUUUUAUAACCUCCUGGGCAGUCAGCUAUGAAUAUAUAGCGAUGCUUGAUCAAUGGAUUUUUAAGGCUGUUUGAGACCCAAGGUGUGGACAUGUGCGUUGCAUUUGUGUGUACUCUUCAACUGCAAAUAUGUUAGAUUAUUUUCAAUAUUAGCAAUGGAAGUCAACACGGUAACUAUUUUUAUGAUGAGGUAGGUAUUCUUCUAUAGUUAUAUAAAUAUACUGUAUAUAUUUUACAGUAUGAUGGCAUAGCCAUAGUGGUUAGUAUGCCUGUCUAACAGAGAUACAACUUUGACUCACCGGGUACGGUGGCUUCCUCUCACAUCCCAGAAACAUGCAUGUUAGAUUAAUAUAAUUGUCGUUUAGCGUGAAUGUGAGUGUGAAUGGUUGUGUGUCUAUAUGUUCUCCAUCAUCGACUGGCGACCACUCCAGGGUGUAUCUUGCCUCACAACCAAAGGCAGCAGGGACAGGCUGCAGCUCAAUCAUGGUCCUAACGAGGACAAGCAGUAUAGGAAAUGGAUAAAUGGAUGGCUCUUUUCUGACAAAGAAAAACACUUGUGAGUCGCUAAAAAGGGUUUGGGCUCAGUUCCUGUUCUGUGCUCUUAUUUUGGAGUUUCUUCCUGUUGUGUGUGUGUAAUGCGUUAACUUUACGCCAGUGCUGCUGGGAGACGCAGCUGCCAAUUAGUAAUUAGGUGGCACAGCGUCAUCUCUCAGAUGCUGCUAUUACUAUCUUCCAUCCUGUGCCAGUCCACAACCAUAGUCCUUGCCAGUUUGUAUUUUUUGGAUGUAUCUUUGCCUAGGUUUGUUUUGUUUGUACUUUGCAUUUUUGUGUGCCUUUGCCCCAGCUAGUGCUGUGAUUUUGUUUUGUACUUCUUUCCCUUGCUGCUACCUUUUGCUACCAGCUUGUAUUCACAUUCCUGUGCCCCUUUCGUUACAUUAAAGACAC